CAUACACCUCCAAGUUGCCGUUACUAGUAAGUAGGUCGGGGUUGUUCCAGGAUAUGUUCCUGAUACUCACUCGCGUUCUGUCACAUUCCUUUAUUGUCGUGUAAGAAUUCUUAUUCGCCCCUCACGCAGUGAUUUAUGCCACCCUCUUUCAUUCCUAAAUCGUUCUAAAGUUUCAUAAACCUCAAGUUGCCAUGUCUUCUGUUUGUUCUCACUACUUUCAUGUCCCGGGACAGGUCUGCCAAACUCGUCCUGCACCGCUGGUGAAAUUUCACCUCGGAUCUCAUCAAACUAGUAAGACGACAUACUGUUUGUAGCGGAACAAAAACGCCUUGACGUGAACCCCCGAAAAGCUGUGACUCGGGACUCUUCAUAAACCGGGCGCUGUUUCCGGAAUGGUUUCGUGGCUCACCGUUCGUAUUCACCGAGAAUGUGUAAAGGGUCGAAACCUCGCGGCCUAUGCCCCCCUUCACAAUUCAACUAUGACAAUCGUGUACGCCUCAACCCGAAGCAAAUGCCCUUAACGUCAUGCCGCUGCAUCCAAAAGGCAUGGCUAGCCUCUCGUGUCAUUCCUCGCCGUAGAGGCUCAUACCUCAUGCCCGGCGCGCAUCGCCCCAUCAACGAGGAAAACAUCAGAUUAGCCGUCACAAUCACUCGUGGCUGCGUGUUUGACUUGUUUAGAGUCCUUUGGAGUCUCCAUCCAGUUCGCACUACACUUAUGAUGGUCAUAAACGUGGUUCGGGGCAUGUUUCCUGCGUUCAGGGGCUACUCACAAGCAAUGAUUGUUGAUGAGUUGCAAAAUCUAAUCUCGUCUGGUUGCUUCACUUGGUCACGCCUACUGAAGCUCCUCAUCGCAGAAAUAUGCCGAAGAGCGGUUGAAACAGCGGUCGACUCCUUUGCUUCUGCAAAUGAGACCGUAGUUCAUGAUUCGGUGCGCUUUUUUGUGGAAUAUCAGCAGAUUGCACAACGUCUGAGGCUCGACAUCCCGACACUCGCGGAUCCCGUCGUAAGGGACUGUCUACAAGAGUCCGAUCUCUUCGUUAGGUCAUUUAACGGCAUGGGCGGGUUUGGGCUACUGUCGCCGUUCGACUUUGUUCAAAUUCUAGCGCAGAUAUCGGAGCUUGCAUCGUAUCUUUGGGUGCUGUUGACCUUAACGGGUGGCUCUACACACAUGGGUGCUUUAUUGCUAUCUAUUCUUUCCGCCCUAUUCCCUCUUUUCUUGAACCGUUGUGGAAUCGCUUCUUCACAUGCCGACUCAACUUAUACAAGCAAGGAGGCUCGUACUGCGGAACGUCAGGAGAAGCUCCGAAAUUUGGCCUACAAUGAUACCCACCGACCGGAAGUCCUGCUCUUUGGGCUUGGACCAUGGAUACUGCAUUCCUGGGCAAAUGCUCGCAAGGCGAUGAUGUAUGACGAACAUUUGUCUCCACUUAAUCAGCCUUCACUGUCACAAAUACUGCACCAGAUAAAUGUAUCCGACUUGCUGUUCGCGCUUCAGAAUAUUCCAAUGUUCCUGAUGUUUCAGUCCUCAUCUGCGUCACUGGGAUCACUGGCACUGUAUCGGAGCUCAAUUCAGUCGGUGGUUUAUACUGUUGGAAACCUGGUCAAUACAGCUCGUAUGGCAUUUCAAGGAAUAUUUUUCAUGGGUGCCUUUUGCGCUGCCAUGAACAUUGAACCUCGACUGACACCCCUGAGCGAAGACGCGGAAAUGUAUCCUAGUAUAACUAAUGGCAUGAAGAUUGAAGCGAGGUAUUUGAAACAAUCUGUCCCUUCAAGUGAAUUUACCUUCUAUUUCCGCGACAGACAUCUAUCAUAUACAUAUCCUGGAAGCAAGGAGCCAUCACUAAAAGACGUUACAUUUAGUCUAGAAGCCGGCGAAAGUCUUGCAAUAGUCGGGUACAAUGGUUCAGGAAAGUCCACCCUUGCCAAGGUGCUGCUGCGAAUUAUAGAUUUCGACCAAGGUGAUCUCCUUGUCAACGAUGUGGACAUCCGUCGGUUAACUCCGGGCGAUUACCACCGACAUGUCACCACCGUCUUCCAGGGGUUCUCUAAAUACAGCUCGACCGUCAGAGAAAACGUUGGAUUGGGUUAUGUUCAAAAUUUGCAAUCGCCCACGGCCAUCGAGCACGCCAUGCGUCUCGGUGGUUCAGAUGGAUUUGUAAGCGCGUUACCAAACGGAAUGAAAACCAAGCUAGAUGCCUCGGGUUUUGAGUUCAUGCCGUGCUCAUCAGCGUCAGGUUCAUGUCAUGGUAUGUCCUCGCGGUUGCAGCACGGCUUGUCUGGUGGCGAGUGGCAGAGAAUAGCCAUUUCUCGGGCAUUCAUGCGCGCAGAUCGGCCGGAAGUUGAUCUUUUGCUGUUUGAUGAACCUACGUCAUCAUUGGACGGUUGUGCUCAGAACAAAAUUUUCGACACUAUCGACAAGGUUUCUCGCUCUCCUCAAGGCGAAAGACUUAAAACAGUGAUUUUCAUCACUCAUCGUUUGUCAACUGCCCGUCGGGCGGAUAAAAUCGCAAUGAUGGAAAACGGGUCAAUAACUGAGUUCGGCAGUCAUGAUGACCUAUUGAAAAGGGCUGGUUCAUACGCCACACUAUAUAAAGCAUCCGUUUAA
Molecule: messenger RNA, 2605 nt
Organism: Suillus subaureus
Lineage: Eukaryota; Fungi; Basidiomycota; Agaricomycetes; Boletales; Suillaceae
Product: P-loop containing nucleoside triphosphate hydrolase protein
Exons: 8
Coding region: 428-2605 (725 amino acids)
Biological process (GO): transmembrane transport
Molecular function (GO): ATPase-coupled lipid transmembrane transporter activity; ATP hydrolysis activity; ATP binding
Source: RefSeq, a predicted model, not a curated record